UCUUCCGCUUGCGGUCGGCGGGACUACAUCUCCCGGCGUCCCUGGCCCCACUUCCGGCUCCGGCUCUCCUUCCCGUCGUGCCGCGGCGGCGAUGCUGGCGGCGGGGCUGCGGGGCCUCCCCGGCCGGGCCUCCCUGCUGGGCCGCGGCCUCCCGAGCCUCGUCCCUGCGCGCGGCCGCAAGACCCGCUUCGACCCCCCGGCCAAGUCCAAGGCGGACCGGAUCAAGGUGCCGCCGCCCGUCGACCCAGCCGAGCUGCUGGUCGUCCUCGACCGCUACGAGCAGUACCGGCGGGUCGUGGGCGCCGUCAGAAUCAAGUUGAAGGAAGAGCUAAUGCAGAAACGCUAUGAUAACCAGUAUGGGGAACUGGCGAAGCAGAAGAAGAAGGCGGAGGAAGAGGAACACCAACUUCUAAUGGCCUGGAAUGAUGCAGAAAAUAAGCGUUUACUCGAGCGGAGAAUGGAGCGACUCCGGGAGGAAGAAUUGGCGGCCAGAGCCCGUGAGCUGCGGGUUGAGCAGCAGAGGGCAGCCCUUCAGGAGGAGUUGCUCAAGAAGAAAGAGGAGGAGGUGCUCCAGCUGCAGGAAGAAUCCAAGAACUUCAUCACUCUUGAAAACUUGGAUCAGCGAAUCGAGGAGUGUCUGAACAAUGCGCAGAAUUACAAUUUUGCCAUUGAUAAAGAAGGGAGAGUAGUUAAGCGGACUGUCAUGCCGUAGCUGCUGUCACAGAGCAAGGAGUGCUCCAUCCGGCUCCCAGGUUUCCUCUGAAGAAUCAAGGAGUCACCAGUGCUCCUCCCUAUCAGCCUCACCGCCCUCAAGGGGUGGCUUUGAAGGGUGGACAGUUCAGGCUUUCCAAACUGUGCAGCUCUGGUUUGGCAAUUGCUCCAGCUGUUUUGCAGAAAGAAAUGGAUCUUCUUCAGAGAUUUGGCCUUUUAAUCCAUCGUUGCUGUGUUUAAGAACUCAAUUCAGCCUUUGAAAAAGCAGUCUUUGUAUGUGUGCAACCCAUUUGUUCCUUUUUCACAGAUUGGUUUUCUUUAGAAAAGGGAAUGGGACACUUACUGAAGUGUUCCCUUUAAAAAUAAUUGACCUGUAGAACAGGUUCUCUGGGUUGCUCAGAAAUUAAACACAGUUAUUU
Molecule: messenger RNA, 1130 nt
Organism: Candoia aspera
Lineage: Eukaryota; Metazoa; Chordata; Lepidosauria; Squamata; Candoiidae
Gene: MRPS26
Product: mitochondrial ribosomal protein S26
Exons: 4
Coding region: 92-712 (206 amino acids)
Cellular component (GO): mitochondrial small ribosomal subunit
Source: RefSeq, a predicted model, not a curated record